Molecule: messenger RNA, 315 nt
Organism: Venustampulla echinocandica
Lineage: Eukaryota; Fungi; Ascomycota; Leotiomycetes; Helotiales; Pleuroascaceae
Exons: 5
Coding region: 1-315 (104 amino acids)
Biological process (GO): spliceosomal snRNP assembly; mRNA splicing, via spliceosome
Cellular component (GO): precatalytic spliceosome; U1 snRNP; SMN-Sm protein complex
Molecular function (GO): RNA binding
Source: RefSeq, a predicted model, not a curated record
AUGCCUCAAGCUCAGCCCGAGCUAAAGAAGAACUCCAAAAUCGCGGGAUCCGAAACGCGCGACGUCAGCGCCGCAACCACGAGGAUCAACGCGAUGUACCUCGACAAAAGGCUAUUUGUGCAGUUGAAUGGGAGCCGGAAAGUUAUUGGCGUGUUGAGAGGUUACGAUGUGUUCUUAAAUGUCGUAUUGGACGAUGCGGUUGAGGAGAAGGAGGGCGGGGAGAAGGUCAGAUUAGGCAUGGUGGUCAUUCGAGGAAAUUCCGUCGUCAUGCUAGAGGCAUUAGAAAGAAUAGGCGGCGGUAGAGAGGAACGGUGA